GAAACCAGCAAAUAAACACAAAAAAACUACAAAAAGAAACCAGCAAUCCCUAUUUCCCUAAUUUAUUUUUCUUCAUGUAUCUUCAUCAAGAGAAGAAUCUUGAUCAAGACUCUGUAUCCUGAUCACAUACUUCUAAUUUCACUCUGCCGCCCAAUAAAGACUUUUCGAAUAUUUUAUCACAGUUCCUCUUAUAUAUAAUUUGGAAGAGGCAAGCUCUGUGUGAGACUAAACCAUGGAUGACAUGAAGUUUCCCAAUGUAAAAGAGGUCUUUGGCACAGUCUCCAAAGAAUACGCAGAGUUCAGGCCCCGCUAUCCCUCUCAACUUUUCUCCUUUCUUUCUUCCCUCACUCCACACCAUCAUCUGGCCUGGGAUGUGGGCACAGGCAAUGGCCAAGCCGCCGUUGAGUUAUCAAAGUACUAUGCGAGAGUGGUGGGCACAGACACGAGUGAGGGGCAGAUUCAACACGCAGAGCGCCGCCCCAACAUAAGCUACGCCGUCACGCCGCCAUCAAUAACCGAUCAACAACUGGACUCAAUCUUUGGCCCCGAAUCUUCUGUUGAUCUCGUUACCGCCGCCACAGCCGUCCACUAUUUUGAUUUGGAUAAAUUUUACGGGCAGGUGAAGCGGGUGUUGAAGAAGCCCGGCGGCGUGAUUGCGGUGUGGGCGUAUUGGAAGCCCCGAGUGGAUCCAGCAGUGGACGCCGUUUAUGAGCGGUUUUUUAGCAGAACUUAUCCGCUUUUCCAUCCGGCUGCGAAAGUGGUGUUGGAGGAGUAUGAGAGUUUGCCGUUUCCGUUCACAGCAGUGGAGGGAAUAAAACUGGAGAUCGAAGAGCAGAGGAAUUUUGACCAGUAUUUGGGAUAUUUGGGAACUGGGUCUGGUUUGGUGGGCAGGGAAGACAUCUUGGAGGAGUUUAGAGCAGAUUUCGAGGCGGCGUGGGGAGCGGAGGUCCAUGUGACCAAGACUGUAAAGUUUCCGGUCUUCUUAAAGGUGGGAAGGUUUGAAAAAAAGGGAAAAUUCUGUUAGGUAGUAGAUGGUAGAUGAUCCACGGGUAACCUGUGAGCUUUACUUGUGCCGUUAAUUUUGUUUUAAUAAGCUUUUAAGCGUCUUAUUACAUGUUAAUCCUUUGGUUUAGUGAUGCCCCUUUGGGUACUACCAGGCUUUUAAUAUGACAGUGGCAGUCGCUUGGCUAUCUAUAAAAGUCUUUUCUGGAAUCAAAAUAAAGAGUGGUGAAAGUUUCUUUUCAA
Cryptomeria japonica (Japanese cedar) is the source of this 1245-nucleotide messenger RNA. RefSeq lists its product as uncharacterized. NCBI's taxonomy places the organism in Eukaryota, Viridiplantae, Streptophyta, Pinopsida, Cupressales, Cupressaceae. Gene Ontology annotation, molecular function: S-adenosylmethionine-dependent methyltransferase activity. The coding region runs from base 233 to 1024 and encodes 263 amino acids. The transcript has 2 exons. The record is from RefSeq and is a predicted model, not a curated record.